Messenger RNA from Oncorhynchus kisutch (coho salmon), 2819 nucleotides. Its product is annotated as B-cell receptor CD22-like. The record is from RefSeq and is a predicted model, not a curated record. The coding region runs from base 232 to 2019 and encodes 595 amino acids. Lineage: Eukaryota; Metazoa; Chordata; Actinopteri; Salmoniformes; Salmonidae. The transcript has 13 exons.
UUACUCACCCGGAUCAUUUACCCCAUUCCCGCCUGGUCAUCGGAGGAUUCCGCUUCCCCAUUGGAUCCACCUAUUUACUCCCAUCAACUCACCACCGCUGCCCGCUACGCCACCUGGAUGUAUCUACCCACUCACAUUCACUUUGUCCAUCCUGACCCUAACUGGGACACACACCACUGAAAAUGAGGACCAGACACUCUGGCAGUAGACUGCAGGGUGAGAGAUGUAACAAUGGCCUUGAGAACAGCAGGAAGUGUGUUGGUGGUCUUUCUCUGGUCUGUGACAGUGGUACUGGGUCAGGAUGGCUGGAGUGUUACAUACACCACUCAGAGUAUCUGUACCUUGAGGGGGUCAACAGUGGAUCUGUUCUGCUCUUACACAUAUCCCAGUGGUCAUAAAGUCACAACAACCUUCUGGUUCACCAAAAAGUAUGAUGUGGAGAAUUAUGUGAGUCUGUUAGAUGACCCAGACUACAAAGGUCGUGUGACGUACCGUAGCAAUAAGAAGAAUGGCCACACCCUGAAAAUCACAGACCUGAGAGAGAGUGACUCAGCUACGUACAAGUUCAGAUUUAUAACAAAACGAACUGAAGGGAGAUAUUCUGGAUAUCCUGGAGUCACUCUGUCUGUUACAGACCUGCAGGUGAAGGUGACCACUACAUGGUGGUCAACGACACUGACCUGUAGCACCCCCUGUACUCUGACUGGUAACCCCACCUACACCUGGUACAGGAACAGUAAGAUUGUACAAGAGGACUCCUCCCCCUCAUACACAGUCCAAUUUAAAACUGAAGACAGCUUCUACUGUGCUGUAAAAGGCAUCAAUUCUCCUGCAGUGUCUGUUGAGGGUCACAGUUAUUUCCACGUGACUUACACCCAACAGAGGAUCUGUACCUUGAAGGGGACAUCAGUGGACAUAUCCUGCUCUUAUACUUAUCCCAGUGGUCAUACAGUCUCUGAAACAAACUGGUAUACAAAUGGAAAACUUGAAGAGGCGUCUCAAAUCCUGAGCCCGGGCUAUGGACGUCGUGUGGAGUACCUUGGAAAUAUGCAGAGUGACUCCAUCCUGAGAAUCACAGACCUGAGAGAGGAGGACUCAGCUGAGUAUAAGUUUAGAUUCAGAACAGAUCAGACAACCUGGGAACCCACCUUCCCUGGAACAACUCUGACUGUGACAGGUCUGCAGGUGAAGGUGACUCCUGCCACUGUGACAGAGGGACAGAAGGUGACAGUGACCUGUAGCACCACCUGUACUCUGAGUGACAACCCCAAUGCCACCUACAUCUGGUACAAGAAUGGACAUGUAACCAACCAAUCUAUCAGUCUGUUCCUAAACCCAGUCAGCAGUGAGGAUGCAGGCAGAUACUCCUGUUCUGUAGAAGGCCAUGAGGAUCUCCCCUCUGAUGAAGAGACUCUCACUGUCAGAUACGGCCCAAAGAACACCUCAGUGUCAGUCAGUCCCUAUGGUGAAAUAGUGGAGGGCAGUUCAGUGACUCUGACCUGCAGCAGUGAUGCCAACCCACCUGUGGACAAAUACACCUGGUACAAGAAGAACGUAACCUCACCAAAAGCAUCAGGACAGAGUUACAGCAUCACUAACAUCAUCUCUGAGGACAGAGGAGAAUAUUACUGUGAGGCCCAGAAUGGAAGAGGAUCUAUGAACUCUACAGCUCUGAUGAUCAUUGUAGCAGGGAAACAGACCUCAGUUCUGACUGCAGCUGUAGGAAUCAUAGUGGUUGUUCUGGUUCUCAUCCUCUGUCUCUCUGGACUCAUGUGUUUCAGGAGUUUCACAGGAGGAAGUGAUGCGUCAACAGACACACAGAGUGUCCGUCCUGACUGUAACAGUGACACGUACACAGGUCUGAACAUGAGGACCAUGUCCCCUGACUACGACACUCUGGCAAAUGUCCAUGCUGACCCUAACAGUGACCCCAACAGUGACAUGUACACACCUCUGAACAUGAAGACCAUGUCACCAGAGUAUGACACCCUGGCAAAUGUGAGGGGACCCUCCCACUGAAGAGAACCACCACAGAACCUGGACUGAAGAGAACCACCACAGAACCUGCACUGAAGAGAACCACCACAGAACCUGGACUGAAGGAAAGUACCUCAGAACAUCAACUGAAGAGAACCACCACAGAUCCUUUACUGAAAAGAACCACCACAGAACCUGGACUGAAGAGAAUCACCACAGAAGCUGGACUGAAGAGAUUCACCACAGAAGCUGGACUAAAGAGCUACGGUUCCAAUCCAAAGCCAGGCCUCACACCUCUAUUCUCUUGCAACCAUAUCUAGAUGGUUUUCCAGACCAUGAACUUUAGCUUUGAGUAAAUGGUGGAAUAUAUUUGUAAUGUUCUUAUUAUGAUGAUAAAUGGGAUGGGUUAUGCUGCUGCUUUUUUUCAAUGGGAUUUUCCCAUUUCCAUAUUUUUUCUUGUGUCCCAAUCUGUUUCCUAUCUGUAGUUUAAGAUUACAUUUCUGAUCUGUUCCUAUGGGGUUUUGCCAUAUACAGAUGUUUUAUAACAUCAAUAGUCCUACUUUCCUCAGUAACUAAUGUGGAUAAUAUUGAUAACAGCUAAUAUUGAUAACAGCUACUAUUUUUGUAGCUUUUGGGCCAAGUUUCUCCUGAUGUGUUUAAUGAUUUACUUUGUAUUGCUGUCAGACAUUAUUACUUAUUUGUAUGUUUUAUAUUACGUAAUCCUAUAUUGUUUUCUUUCAUAAAAAAAAAUGUAAUCAGUACAUUGCAUACAUUUAAGCAUUUGCAGUUUUUUACAUGUUAUAUUAAUUAUAAUUCUAUAUUAAAAUUGUAUAUUAAAAACA